AUUUUGUUCAUGAAUUUGUACUAUAUUAUUGUAUUACUUAUGUAGUCAAAUUUAUAUUUGAAGAAUUCACAGGUUAAGAAACCUAAACAUUUUAUAACUUCUCUAGCCCAAUCAAACUCUCAAAGUAUUGAAUUCAAUUGAAUUUCAUUUUGAUCGUAAGUUGGAUAUAAUGUAGGAGUUUGAAAUUGUUUAAGUUUUUAGAAUGAUGACAGGUUUUUAUUCACUCAAUUUAUUUGUUGAAUAUAUGAACGUAAAUAGUAUUAAUAAACUGUAUACAGUGUGAAACAGAAAUAUGAAAAAAGCAAAUAACCUCAAAAUACUCUUUGCAAGUGUUUUGAGUAGAACAUUACUAUAUUAAGAAAGACAUUAUAUAUACUAACAUAUUUAUAUAAAAAGUACGAUGUAUUGUUUUGUUAAAAUGUCAAAUGUACGAAUAUUUGUUGUAAAACAAAUAUUUAGACAAUUUGGUACUAGUAAUACAAAUCUCAGUAUCUCAAAACAAAGUAGAUACAUAAACAAAUUCAUAAAGCAAGGCCAAUCAUCAAGAAGAGAUCCACUUGAUUUUUCAAACCCUUUUGUUUUUGGACCAUCAAAAACUAAGGUUUCAGCACAUGUACAGCGAAGAGUAAAUGUUUUAAAUACAGUUUUUAUGAAAUACGUCACAGAUUUAUUGUCAACAGGAGAAAUUGAACCUGAACUUCUGAACAGAGACAUAGAAAUUUCUCAUGUAGAUAUAACUAAAGAUUUUAAGCAUCUCAAUAUAUUUUGGAUAGACAAUGAUGUUAAUACUAAAUCUGAUACAACAGAAUUAUUAAAUAAUUGUGCACAUAAAUUAAGACAUGAAUUAUCUCAGCUUAAGGUCAUUGGCUGUGUACCUCCUGUACACUUUCUAAAGUGCAAGGGUAUUAGUCAAUUAAAAGAGGUAGAAGAAAAAUUAAAAACUUUGGACUUUGGGGAAGAUCAUGUACCUAGUUUAUAUUCAAAUGCUAUAAAUUGCACUGUUAUAUCUAAAACCUCUCUCAGUGAAGAGAAAGAAGUGAGCAAAAAUGAAAACUCAGAAAAUGCAGACAAUGUUUUUAGUGUAACUUUACCAAAGAUGAGACAUGAUGUAUUUGAAUUGGAUCACUUUAGAAUUAUGUCAAAGAUCAAAUCUUCAUUGAAUAAAUCAAGAGAUACUUUAAGAAAACAACAAACAAAUGUACAGUAUCCUUCAACACCUCUUUCUGAACUAGAUUUUGAAAAUACUUCAAACAUGUUAACUAUAGAAGAUCAGCAAGAAUUCUCCAAAUUUUUAAUUCAACGACGAAAGGAACGAAAAUACAAAAAUAAAAUGAAAUAUUGUAAUGAAACUGUCAUUGAUAAUGUUCCUGAAGAAAGAGAUGAUGAUGAUGAUUAUGACGAUGACGAUUGGAGCAUUGAUCAAGACUUUAAUGAAGAUGAUACUGAUAACAUGAUUGACAAUUAUUAUGAAGAUCAUAUUGAUAAUAAAUUUAAAGACAAACAUUAAAUGUCAACAAGGAAUUAAUAUUGCAGAAUACUUUUUCCCUUUGAUACAAACGCAAAAGACUGGUAUCAACAACAUUUAUUUCUACAUUCAAUUUUGUUUUAUAUUACAACUGUACAUAAUGUACAAUUCAAUUUUUCUUCAUUGAAUUUACAACAUGAUUUAUGUGCAAUAUUAAUGUCAAUUAUUGAUCCCAUUGGUUCAAUUUCCUUUGAUGUUGCUAGAAUUUCUUCAUGAUCGCAAAAUAUUUAUAACUGUUUCAAAAAG
Osmia bicornis bicornis is the source of this 1771-nucleotide messenger RNA. RefSeq lists its product as uncharacterized. Lineage: Eukaryota; Metazoa; Arthropoda; Insecta; Hymenoptera; Megachilidae. Gene Ontology annotation, biological process: rRNA processing. The record is from RefSeq and is a predicted model, not a curated record. Bases 401 to 1507 code for a protein of 368 amino acids. The transcript is spliced from 3 exons.